Messenger RNA from Tetranychus urticae (two-spotted spider mite), 1269 nucleotides. The record is from RefSeq and is a predicted model, not a curated record. NCBI's taxonomy places the organism in Eukaryota, Metazoa, Arthropoda, Arachnida, Trombidiformes, Tetranychidae.
AUGCCGAUGAUACCUUUACCCGGUGGUCAAGAUGUACGAACUUUAUGGAAAAAGUUUAAUGAACGAAUCCAAGAGCCAACAGCUCAACGCCAAGUUAUCCUGGUUGCUGUUUGUAUUGCCCUUUUAUUGGACAAUAUGCUUUACAUGGUCAUUGUGCCCAUAAUACCAGAUUAUUUAAGGCAAAUAGGCGCUUGGACAACCCACAAGGAGGGUGGAAGAGUCGAGUAUAUUCCGGAAAACAGUACCAAUAGAUUGAUACCUCUAAGAAUUGGAGGUAAAGUUGUCUAUGAAGGUGAAGAUUCAGCGGUUGGAUUGUUGUUUGCAAUCAAAGCAAUGGUUCAAUUGUUGGUUAAUCCAUUUUCGGGUGCUAUUAUUGAUCGACUUGGUUAUGAUGUGCCCAUGAUGAUUGGUUUAACGAUUAUGUUUUUCUCAACAUCUCUGUUUGCCUGUGGACGAUCUUAUGGAGUCCUCUUUUUUGCUCGUUCCCUUCAAGGAGCUGGCUCAGCAUUUGCCGAUACAGGAGGUUUAGCCAUGAUUGCCGAUCGUUUUACCGAAGAAUCGGAGCGACAAAAAGCACUUGGAAUAGCAUUGACUUUCAUCUCUUUUGGUUCAUUAUGUGCACCUCCAUUUGGUGGAUUUUUGUAUGAAUUUUGCGGUAAAGAAGUUCCCUUUAUUUUGCUUGCGCUGGUUUGCCUGUUUGAUGGUUUCCUAGUGCUCAUUGUCAUGUCCACCGUGAGAGCUCAAAUGAAACAAGCAGGAAUCAGUCGACCCGCUGAAGGAACACCAAUAUAUGUACUUCUUCAGGACACUGAUAUCGCAGUUUGUGCCGGAGCCUUGGUCAUGGCCAAUGUAUCCCUGGCUUUUCUUGAGCCAACCAUAUCCAUUUGGAUGCAAGAUACAAUGGCUGUUGAAGAAUGGCAAAUCGGAAUGAUCUGGCUUCCAGCCUUUCUUCCUUACGUGGCGGGCAUCUAUUUGACGGUUCGCCUAUCCAAUCGUUACCCUUGCUACCAAUGGCUUCUAGCAGCAACUGGCCUUGCUCUGACGGGCACCUCAUGUCUCCUCAUUCCUUGGUGUUCCUCCUUUUGGAGUUUAUUCUUGCCCAUCUCUAUCCUUUGCUUUGGCGUGGCAACCAUUGACACUGCUGUCCUGCCAACAUUGGGAUACAUUGUGGACACUCGCUAUGUUUCCGUUUAUGGGUCCAUCUAUGCGAUUGCCGACAUCUCCUAUUCAAUGGCCUAUGCUUUUGGACCCAUUAUUGCUGUAAUUUAG